UCAGGUAGUAAACAAGCAAACUGUAAGACAAUGUCUGGUCGUGGUAAAGGCAAAGCUAAGGGCACCAAGUCCAAGACCCGCUCAUCUCGUGCAGGGCUUCAGUUCCCCGUCGGUCGUAUCCACCGUCAUCUGCGCAAAGGCAACUACGCCGAGCGUGUUGGUGCUGGCGCUCCGGUCUACUUGGCCGCCGUGCUCGAGUACCUGAGCGCUGAGAUCCUCGAGUUGGCCGGCAACGCUGCCCGCGACAACAAGAAGACCAGGAUCAUUCCCCGUCACUUGCAGUUGGCCGUCAGGAAUGACGAGGAGUUGAACAGGCUGCUCCACGGUGUCACCAUCGCUCAGGGUGGUGUGCUGCCCAACAUCCAGGCCGUGCUUCUGCCCAAGAAGACGGAGAAGAAGGUCAAGGCAUAAGCAGUUUCUGCUGCAAAAAUAACAACGGCUCUUUUAGGAGCCACCACAUGACACAAGAGUCAUGACUGCACCAUGCAAUCUACCCCAUAAACCCUCUCUUUCCCAAAAUCCUUUCAAAUCUAUAGCAGCUCUUAACUGUUUUCCGCCAAAUGGUUGUUUAUAUUAACCCUUGGUAAGGUUACUCAUAAAUCGUUAUGUUGAAGAUUACCUUGCAAACCCUUAAAAGGUGAUUCAUCGCGAAUUCACACAGUGCUUAUAAGGAAAAUGUUGAGUGCGACGCGGAAUUUUUGCGCGCCAAGAUAGCUGGCAACACAUUCGCAGAUAUAGCGCGCUUAUCAAAGAGAAACGCUAAAAAUAUAAACAGAGUAGAUAUGUUUAAUGCUAACCCGAACAACUAAGGCUAUAUACUUUAGAAUUCUAGUAGAGAGUAAAUGCAUUUCAU
Nematostella vectensis (starlet sea anemone) is the source of this 853-nucleotide messenger RNA. RefSeq names its product histone H2A-like. The record is from RefSeq and is a predicted model, not a curated record. Gene Ontology annotation, molecular function: structural constituent of chromatin; protein heterodimerization activity; DNA binding. The transcript has a single exon. Lineage: Eukaryota; Metazoa; Cnidaria; Anthozoa; Actiniaria; Edwardsiidae. The coding region runs from base 31 to 411 and encodes 126 amino acids. Gene Ontology annotation, cellular component: nucleosome.